AAUGCGCCGGUCAUUUGGCGCAUCCCCACUCUACUACUCAUAACCCCCGGAAUCGAUGAUGUUUUGUUAUUCUUCGGGAACACGGACAAGAUGGCCGAUUAGGUUAAGCCAGUGUUUUUUUAAAAGUUUUCAUAUCGAUUACUUAUCGUUAUACGUAUAUUAAAUUAGAUGUUAUGCGAAAUAUUCGAGUUUACAUCACCAACAAUCAAGUGUUUUGUGCGACAAGGGCCGCGGCCACCACAAUCGUAUUUCCUGGGCGACACAAGCCGACACGUUCAUAAUGUUUACGUUCCAGGUACAUGUAGAAAAUGUUUUAUUUACUUGACAUUUACUCGAAUGUUCGUGGGUUUCCAGUAUGUAGUUGGUUUGAAAAAACCAUCCAAUAUCAAGACACAUCCGUCAGUAUUUGCUUGGAACUCGGUGGUCCCUCGGCACCGGUGUUUGCGAUGCAAUAUUUCAUAUGACGAACACUGAAAUGAAAUGGCGGUAUUUUCAUUUUAAUACUAAAUUUACCCUGCUUAUCACUUGUUUGCCGGUUUAAAAUUCCCAAGCAUUGUCUGUAAUGUUUAUUCAAGUUUUCCUACAUAUUGUUAACUUUUCGCCAGGUUUAUAGGCUACAAAUUAAAUUCCCUUAACCUCUCACUAUUUAGUUCUUACACUACAUCAAUUAGCCAAUUUUAUGAACAGAACAUGAAUAUAUUGUAUUGUCGUGUGAAAAGUAUUGAAAUACAUACUUUUAAAAUUUCAAUAUUUUGCAAAAGAUUUUAAGUUUGAAGUUUAUCUCAUUUAAUACAAUUUAUUUAUUACUUUUAAUAUUUAUACAUAACCUAUACUAAUGUGAUGAUCUUCUGUUACAAGCACAUUCAAACAGUCAAUAUGUUACAUUUUAAACCUUUUUAUAUCAAAUCACUUGAUUACACAUGGACAAUUAUAAUUCCCCUAUUCUAUUAUGAAAAUAUUACACUUCCAUAAUACAUUCAUUUUAUCCCUACAGAUACUUUCAUAUUAAUUUAAUACUUUUGUUUAUUUGCAUUUGUUUCAAGUUUAACUAAAAAUAUUUUUAGAAUUUGUAAAUGUCAAUAAAAUAAACAAUAAUUAGAUAUCUUUAUAGUAACUAAUAGUUUUCUGAUCCCUUUUUUUUAUAUUCUACUUGAAUAGACUGUUAUGUAAACUCAUACCUAACCUAUUUCUAUUAAAUUUUUAUUUCGGGUUAAAAUGGUAACAUACUAUAAUCAUGUUCAGCAUUUUAAAUAACAAGAUAAUUUGAUACCAAUAAAUAUCUAUAAUAUUACUUUUAAGAUAAUAAUAAAAUAAAUUAUCUAGUUUCAAACUUGUUUAGUAGGUAGGUAUGUGUAUUAAUAAUAAAUCAAUGAUUUCAUUUUUUUUAAAAAAAUAUUCAUAAAUUAUGCAAUAAUAUUUUUUUUUAAAUUGUAUUAAAUAAUGUAAUUUGAUUUAAAAUGUUAUAGAAAUAAUUUAAGUAUAGUUGAAUACAUAACAUAUUAUACUUAUUAAAAAAUAUACACCUAGGUUCUCUUGCUCUGUUAAAUAAACAAAUACCAACACUUGCCUAUAUAUUUAUUGAAGAAAGUAUACGAUUCAAAAUAAAUAUUUAUUUUAUUGAUACAAAAAAUAACUAGUUCUUAAUUAUUUUCAUAAACUAAUAUUAUCAAGCGCAUGAAUAAAUAUAUUGAAAUCUACCAUUUAUAUGAAUAGUGUUAACAAAAUACAGUGUAAUGGACUUGUGAUAAAAAAAAUUCAUAGUAUAUCAUUCAUCUAAGACCUAUUUUGUUUUUAGUCAAUUCUAUGUGUUCGUAUUCAUAUUUUUUUGUUCUACUACUUUUAUCGAUCUAUCUAAUCUAUUAAAAUCAACUAAAAGUUCAAAUAUUUAAUUUAUUUAAAUGCAUGUUUAUAAAAUUAUAUAAGUGCCUAAUAAGUACAAAUUAAAAUGUUUUGUAAUACCUAAGUGGUUAUGAGAAAAUGCAGUUUAUGAAUUAUUAAUUAGGUUCAAGAAACCUUAUCCAUAGGUCAUAGUUCUGGGCUUCAUAAUAAUAUUACCAAUAUACAUAAUUUUUAAUUUUUUUUGACAAAUCCAUCUACUGUAGUUUUUUAGUUGACUAUUGUUAAAUUAUUACAUUUAAUUUCAAACUUCUAUUUUUUGUAAUAUUGAAUUCUAAUUGUUAUUAGGUAUAUCACUAAGAUUGUUGUAAUAGUAUUCAAUAUUGUUUUAUAGUAAUAUUGUUUACUUUUAUUUAUUUUGCAUAGCAAAAUGCCAGUACGAAUUAAAUGUCCAUAAUUUACAACAUAUAUUAUGUACCUAUCUAUUUAGUUUCCCUCCAAAAAUGAAUAGCAUUACUGUUACAAGUAUAAUAAUAGUUUCGAUAGAUAUUUUGUUACAUUAUUACUGGUUUUUCUUCACAGUUGUAUACAUUUCAUUGUUAGUCAUAAUGGUGUUUCACUAUGAUUGCUGAGUUCUUAUUACACAACUUAAAAUACCUAAUAUAUAGAAAUAAAAAUGAUAGCAGGCUGCAGGAAAUUAAUAAUCAACUAAGUUUUUGUCAACUGUCAUACAAAUAUAUUGCCCUUAAACACCUCCCCCCUCCAAGAAAUUAUAUCUAAUUUGACAAUUGUGAAAACAACAAUAUGCUGUUUAGUAUAUAAACGUAUCAAAAUCAUAUGUAACUGUAGGUAUUUAAUCCAUUAUUAUUUUAAUGCAAGUCCUUCGAAACUCUGGUGAGUGCGCACACAUAAUAUUAUUGUAUUUGCGUGUAGUCUCCCCUAAUCCGGUAGGCCAUAGAUUCCGUGUCUCUGAAGGGGGGUAUAGCCCUACCUAUAUUAUCCGUAUAAAACACAAGUAUUGUAUUUAUGUAGUGUGCGUACGCGAGUUUUGCGCAUAGGGCCAUGCUAUGAUUAUAUUGUACGCGGGUGGGGAGUAAAGCGCGAAGAGUCCGAGAGCGCGAGCGCGCGUUUGUGAGCUGCGAGUAGACUGGUGAUCAGCUACCGGCGGCGCGACGACCGGCAUGUGCCGGAUGCCAAAAGAACCCGGUCGGAAUUGGCGGGAGCAGCAGUGUCGUUCCGUUGGUGCAUACGCAAAUAAUUUAAUGUACUGAUUAUUAUUAUUUACGUAUAUAACACGCGCACCACUCACACACGCACAAACAUAGUAUAUUUUUUUUCUCUUCUAUUGUGUUUACCUACAUACUACUCUUCCCGUCUAAUGUUUGAAUGCGCAUGCGUGUAUUCGUCGCGCCGCCUCCCGCCCACGGGACACCACAAUGCCCCAUUGCGAGCCCCAUCCGUCACCACCGCGGCCUUGCCACUAUAUUAUUAUAGUGUAUGAAGCGGUUGCUUGUUUUUGUAUAAAGCGCCGCCCUCUAACGUCAUAGUGCCGCCGUCGCGGCGUGGCUGUUUUGUCCUUUGUCGCCACCCAUAUACCUCUACGCCGUUCAUGCGCCCGCGUCGUUUUUACAGCACACCGUUCAGCUGUAGUCGAUACUGAAACGUACGCUUGCCUUUACGACUUUGGCUACUGCAGUCUCGUCGCUCGUUUCCGCGUUUCAACAAUAAUUGCACGCUGUCCCGUCUUGUUGUUGAAAUAAAAUUAUCAUUAUGGAGACGGCCCAUAUCCUUCAAUUAUUUCCCAUAACGUUGUCCUUUCGCAUUUUCCUCACGCCCCUCUCCGACAUCACUAUUCGAUAGCAGAUAUGAGUUUUUCUUUCGUCACAUUCCGACGUUGUCGUUUUCUCAAUUAUUUUAUUCCGCAGCGGAAAAAAAAUUAUUUUUUUUAGAAGAUAUGAAUUACCCGCCAAAGUUAAUAAUUAAGUACCAUGUAUAAUAAUUCCAGAGCCCGGUAGUCCAGUAAAAAACACUGACCCGGGGCUGGACUUAUCUAUAAACUCUGUGUAAUAUAUCUGAUCCGGACUGGACUAUUCAAUUAGUUUUCUGGACCCAGUCUAACUACAGCCUUAAUUGAACAAUAUAUGAUAUGGCUAAGUAAAUAGUGCAUUAAUUUGUGCUAUUUAUUAUAUAAAUGUAAUUAACAAUACAUUUAAGGUAGAUCUUCUAUGUACUAUUAAUUAAAAAAUGACUUUUCAGUGUUGUCGUUCAAACAGUGAACAAAUGGAAAACAUACUGUCUAAUAAUAAGAGUUAUUUGAAUUUAAUCAAUUAUAGGUAUAUGUAAUCAUGUUUAAUCUAAAUGUAUCUAGACAAUUUUAAAUCCUAAACUAUCAAACUUUUUGAAAACAUAAUACUUUUGAUAUUAUCUUAGUUUCAUAUGUAUAAAUGACACAAUAUUAAUUAAAUUUAUUUUCAAGAAUGAAGAUAGUUAAACCUAAUAAUUAUAAUUUAUCUUAUAUUUAUUUAUAAGCGUAAUAUUCAAUUUAUAUGGACAGUCUGUUAAUGUUUUUAAAUUUGUCUAUUAAAGAAUCCAAUCUUAUUACUUGUUGGUUUUCUUAUUUUAUAAAAAGGAAAAUAAUCUUCCUAAUACUAUAGUAGUUCAAUUAAGAAUGUUAUCACAAUUUUGUAAUAAAUAAUAAUUUAUAACUAAAUUUGUUUUGUUGAUUCAAAAAUGGUGUCUAUUCCAUUUGAAAUAAAAAAUUUUAUAUUCCUUUUUGUUGCAACUAAUUCAGUAUUAGUUGAAUUAAAUUUGACUAAUUGAAAAUAACAGACAAUCUACCAGUAUAAUAUGAUCUAAAAAAAGUUAAGUUUAGUUGAAAAAUAUUGGGUAAAUAGUUAACGCUUGUAAAUAUGGAUUUAUUCUUGAAUGUAACAAAAUUAUUACAAACAAAUGUGUUUAUUGUUUGUUAGUAAAUGAAUGCUUAUUUUGUCCUCUAUGUGUAUUGAGUAUAAAUGUAUUAUUAAAUUAACAUUAAAUGGUAUCAUUUGUAUAAGGUAUCUAAUAUAUUUAAUUUGGAUUUUCAUUUAUAGGAUAGAGCAAAAGUUAGUUGGUGAUGGAAUCGGAUGGUAGUGUCAGGACACCGGGAAGCGCCGCUUACUUUCUUGUAGGGUCGAGUCGCGUGUCAUGUGGUUCAGCUGUUUCUGGUCAGUUGACUAUCCCCGUUGGCCGCCCUAUGUCCAAUCAGGAUGUUUCAGGACCCAGUCUUAUUGUUCAGAUGACACCAUCUCGCAGUCAAACACAAGAUCACCAUGCACGUACCACUGUGGUCCGCACAGCAAAUCAACCAGUCACCAUGCAUCGGUUUCCUUUACAGCUCAAUCAUACCAGUGCCAAUCAUAUACUAUCACCAAACCAGCACUUCAAACAUAUACCUGUUUAUCAGGUAAAAAUUGUAUUAUUUUUUUGUGUUAUAUCUCCACAGGUAUAUUAUUUUAGUAAAGUAAUUUACUUUAUUAUUGUUUAAGGGAUAACUACAUAAGUGUUAGCUUAGGUGUGGCUUUUAUAGUAGAGAAAAUUAGAGAAAAUGUUGUGCAUAUAUCAUCGGGAGAGAGGAAUCUGAAGCACUAAGCAUUGUAAUGAAAAUAAACUCAGGAGGAAACGGGUAGAGAGAUAUGGAGAGAAUGACUGAAAAAGAGAUGGUUGGAUGCGAUUGAGAAUUAUAUGAUAAUAGCCCGUGUAGUAGAUAGAUACAUAGGAGAUCUGGUUAAAUAGAAAUUUAAAAUUAGGAUGGUUAACUCCAAAUAGUUAGAUGACAGAGAAGAAGGAGUACUAUAUUAUUGUUUGUUUUUUAUUUAUAGCAGAGAAAUACCAGUUCCAUACAAAUGGAAUCUGUUCGAAAAAACGUUUUUGUUUCAACCCCGGUGGCUUCACCACAAUUACCUUACAACCGAGUUGGAUUAACACCCCAUAUGUUAAUGACCUACAUGCCAUCUAGAAAUCGGUUACCAAAUAAUCAACGAACUCGUGUUGUUCCUGUAAACCGACCUAAGUAGGUUUAUAAACUUUUAAUUUGUAUUUAUUUGAUGUCCAUCUAAUGCAUAUAGUACAAUAAUUAAAUGUAUUAUUAUUUUAGCACUGUGUUAAAACAAGAUCAUAGUACAAGUGAUGAUGACAUAUUGGAAAUUACUGAUCUUAAACCAUUAUAUGACCCAAAAAAUCCAGUUGAUGUAAUUUCAUAAAUGCACAAUUAAAUUAUAAAUUUAUUAUAGUAAAACUUACAUAAAUAAAAAUAUUACUUUCUUGAUUUACAGCUGAUUAAAGUUGAGCAUAAUUAUUGCUUUAUUCCAAGAGUAACACACCAUCGAAAAAACAAACAAGUUAAUGGAUCGACGCCAAAAUUAAAUCUCAGUGCUGGUAAAUCUUGUAUUGUAUCUCCUACAGUCUCCCAAACACAAACUCCUCAGUGUAAUGUUGUAACUAAUAAUAAUAGAGGUAAAUAAAAAUAAUUUAGUAUAUUCGAUGAUUGAUUACAUUUUUAAUUGCAUGUUAUUUAUAAUCUAGUUAUCCAAAAGCCAUUAAAUACUCCAAUUAAUGUGCCAGUAACAAAUACUGAAUCUCCUCUGCAACCAUUGGUUAAGUGUGAAUCACCAAUUCAAAUAGAAAGUGAAUUAAGUGCAAGUGAUCAUGAUCUUGAUGGUCAAGGAGAAGAAACUGAUACUGCACCAGAAGCUGUAGCUGAAGGUAAAGAUAAUGUCAAAUCAGAAGAACCUGCAAUAACAAGAUGUAUUUGGUGAGUAAACAAAUAAUGUUAAUGUUUAAGAGUUAUAAUGAAUAUUAUUUUGAAAAAUAGUUAAAUCAACAUUUUUUUAUAUUAUAUUUUAGUGAAAUGGAACAUGAUGAUGGGUUUAUGAUAAGCUGUGAUAAAUGUUUGUAAGUAUUUGUUACUGUGAUAUGUAUAUGAUUUUUUAAGUAAACAAUUUUUAUUAUGCUAUUAUAGUAUUUGCAUAUUUAAGUGUUUUUUAGAGCAUAAUCAUAAAAAAUUGUAUACUUGUUACUUAAAAUCAUAAACAUAUAUAUGCUAUUCAUCUUUAGUUAAUAGUUCACAAUGAAAUUAACUUAUAAGUGUUUUAAAUGUACAAGUAUAAUCUUCCAUUUAAGAUUUUGAGUGGAUCGAGGAAUGUAUUGGUUUUAAAAUUAUGUUUUUUAUUAUUAUUUUUUAUUCCAGCAAUUAAUUAAUUUAAAAUUCUAUUGAUAAUUACACCAUAAAAUAUUGAACGAUGAGUUAGACUGUGUUGAAUAUGUACGUGGAUACCAUUCAUUGAAAAAUUGAUAUAAAAGAGAAAUUAUGUAAAUCCUAGUAGAGUGAAAAAUAAUCAAAAUGAGCUAAUAUCAUAUUCUUAACAAUUUACAAUCUUCUGCUAACCUAAUCUUUAUCAAUUUUUUAAUAAUUGUUGUAUUAUGUUAAUAUUGAACAAAAAAUUAUUUUAUUGCAGUAAUUUUUCUUGGUUUUUAUUUUUUUUAUCAUUUGUAGAAAGGUAUAAAACUAUUGUUAGUAAAAACCUAAUUAGAUUGACUUUGUGUUUUUGAGAACUAACGUAUUAUAUUCAAUUUAUGGUGAAGAAACAAGGGACGAAUCUAUACUAAUUCAAGUGUGUAAUGUAAAAAUACCCGGAAAUCAUGUAUUGCAGAAACAGUGCAAAUCCAGAACAUCACAGUACUCCUCUAGCUAACAAUAGGAUUAUAUUUUAAUUUUUUGUUUAUCCCAUCAAGUACUUUCUAUUUAAUCUCUCAAUUUCAUCACCAAAUAUCACCGAUAGUUUUCAGCAGUAUUUUUUGUUUUUUCCAAGUAACCUUAUUUCUCAAAUAGGUGGUUCUAAAAUUGUAAUUUAUAUAUUUUGAAUCAAUGUUACAGAGUUUGGCAACAUGUUGACUGUGUAUUGGAAAGUAGAAAUAAUCUUCCUGAAGAAUAUUUAUGUGAACGUUGUUCACCAAGACCUUUUAAUAGAGAAGCAGCGGCAGCUUUACAACACAUGAAAUUGGCUAAACGAAUAUCAAUGGCAUCAGCUUCACAUUUAACACAUUCUAGUGACUCUGAUAUCUCUACGGAAAUUGGUAAUAUAAUUGUUUAUAACUCAUUAAAAAUGAGUUGAACCCAUUUAUUUGGGACAGAACAAAACUUCAACUUGGCUUGUAGUAUUCAUGCUGAACUUAGACAAAAAUUUUAAUCCAACUGAACUCAAUUUAAACUAAAACUUAAAUUAAUAUUGAGAAUUUAAAAUACUAAUAAUGUUAAUAUUGCUAUUAAUUAUUAUUAGAAAUCUGGGUUUUAGGUUUAAACAAUUACUGGUAAUUUAUACAGUUUUAGGAGAGUAAAAAAAGUGAACUACAUUUUUAGAAUAUUUUAGAGGUUAGGGGGGAAUAUUUAGUAUAUUUUGUAAAUUGAAAGAAAUAAAUGAUUAAUUAAUUUUAAGGUUAAUGCCUAUAUAAUUGUUUUGGCAUACAUGCAGUUAGGUCCCCGUACUCAUUUUUAGAUUUUUAUUUUAUUUUUAUGUAAAAUUAGUUUUAAGGUGCUGAAUUUGUUCCAAUUGUCAUCAAUUAUUAUAAUUUUGAAAUUAAGAACACAUACUAGUUGCAUCAUUAAAUUGUUAAUAAAUUGCUACACUUGUGGCUUUUUGUUAAAAAAAAAAAAAUUAAAAAAUUAUAGAUAAUAUUCGCAUCAUAUGCCAUAUUUCUUAUCUACAAAUCCAAAUUACCUAUAGCUAUAACUGAAAUUGUUAAAUUAUUUAUGAUAUUUAAUUCACUUUUCAUUAAGUAAAUAAAAACGUAUUUCCUGGUCGUAGAUAGGAUCAACAACCAUAAUUAUUAGAUUUCACUGUUUAUUGCAUCUGAAAUUGUGGAUUGCAAUAAAAUAUAUUUCUUAACCAUAAUAGAUUUAAUAAUUUUCAGAUUAAAAAUAAAUAAAGUGACAAGAAUUUGUAAAAAAAAAAAAUGAGCAAGUUGUUGUCUGAGUAGUAUGAGUCAAUUUUAAAAAAUCUCACUAUUAUGUAAAUUAAGUUUCAAAUUCCAACUAUAAAUGUUUAAAAGAACCUCUAAAACUAAAAUGUUCAAAAAAUAUAAAAUAAAAUUUCUUAUUAUUUUCCUUUUGUAACAAAACAAUCAUCAUCAAAAAACCAAUUUGGAAAAUAAUGAAAUGUGCAUUGAAGUAGCUUAUAACAAAAAUAUGCCUUUUUUUUGACAUAAUAAAUAAUGUAAUAUAGAUAUUUAACAUGAUUAUUAGAAUCCAUAAAAAUGAAUCUUGGAUUGUUCCAAUUAUUUUAUUAUUUUUUUUAAUUAUUUCUAAUGGAUAGUUAUAGUUCCACUCAUUUUACAAAAUAGACCAUAUAAAUGUAUAGUUUAUUUUGUUAAGUAUAAUUCACUAAAACAUAUUAACAAUUUAUAAAUUUAUCCGUGGAAAAUCUUUUUAAUAUUUCUGUAAUUAUUUUAAUAUAAGUUAGUAGUCAUGUAUUAUGUACUGUAAUAUACUGUAACUGCUAACCAUCAAAACCUUGUAAGUUGAUUUUAAUAAAAUUCCCAAUGAAGAGAUAAACUGUAGAACUUGAGUAACUACGCAUUUUUGCUUUUGUGUUUUAUUUUAUAAAAAAAAAUGCCUUGAAAUAUACUAUUAUGAUAUUAUAAUGGGAAGAAAAAUAUAGUGUCUAUAAUCAAAAUUUUGAUUUAUGAUGUUUUGAUAUUUUACAUUAUAAAAUAUUUAUUUAUGUAUUUUAUGUUUUUCAGAUAUGCCAAUAGAUCGUAAUAAUAUUAAAAAUAAAAGAAAAAAAUACAAGAGCCGCCAAAAAAAUGUUCCCAAACGAAAGCCAGGUUUACAAACACAAAUGAAACAACGGCGAAAAAAUGGUCCACCACAGAGUGGUCCAAGAAAAAAGUGUUCAAUGACUCCUGAAAAAAAGGCUUUAGCUGAAGAACGCAAGAAAAUGUUGAUUAAACGUAAAGAAAUGCUCUUAGAAAAAAAACGAUUAGCAGCAAUGGACAAAAAGAAAAAAGUUAAUCAAGAAAAAAAAAUACAAAAAAAGAAGGUAUAUUUUUUUAAUAAUUAAAUAUAUUUAAAUAAUAUAAAUUAUUUGAUAUUAUUUAUCAUAGACGAUUGAUUCAUCUGACGACGAGCCAAAAAUAUUUAAAGUUGAUAAACCUAACAAACAUAAUAAAUCAAAUAUUGAUCAAUCUGUUGAUCAGUUGCGAAAUUGGAUUGAUAAAUACGAAGAAGCAGUUACUAAUCAUUAUUCUCAAGAAUUACGUGCUAGGCUAUCAUCAAUUAAACCUAAUGGUACUAUUAUAACUGGUGAAAUUCGUACCCCUGUUAAAAUUCCCAUAAGUAGGACUAAAAUAUCAUUACUUCCUAGUGGGAUAAAAGUAUGCAAUUUUUAUUUAACUUAAUUUUUUGGAGUAUAAGUUAUAAAACAUGUAUGGUUACAGAUGCUAGUCAGUAGUUCAGUAUUGGCAAACAACCAACCAAUAAUUGAAGUGAGAGGAAAAUUUACAUGGACUGGAUCAUUAGCAUACAAAGAUCCAAUACCAAAUCGAACAGAUCCUUAUGUAUUUUUUUAUGUUGUACGAUUUUCUACAGACUGCGAUAUAGAAGUCUGUGUUGAUUGCCGUACGUAUGGCAAUGACGCCCGUUUUGUUCGACGUUCAUGUAAACCAAAUGCAGAGGUAAAAUAAAAAGAAUAUUAGAAUAUUGUAACAUACUUUAUAGCAUUUUUUAUUUUUAGUUAAAGCAUUACAUCGAAAAAGGUUCUAUUCAUUUGUAUAUAGUGGCAAAUCAAUAUAUUGAAAAAAAUUCUGAAAUUACCAUAAGUCAUCAAGCUGCAGUUCCAUUUAAACGGUGCAAUUGUGGAGAUCCGUCAAAAUGCACAGCUAUGAACCCAAUUUCUCCUGUAACAGCACCACCUGUUUCUGUCAUACUAGAAAGUUCUUUGUCUCCAUUGAUUGAUCCAACUGUCAGUCAUUCGUCUGAUGAUGAUGAUGAUAGUAAACCGCAAAGAAAUAAAAGAACUAGACAACAAAGAAAUAUGAAGAAGUCUAAUAAUAAAAGAAUACUAAAAAGAAAAACUUCCAAAUGUGAAACUCCAUCACCACCAUCUUCUAUUAAAAACAAAGAGCCUAAUGGGCCAGGUCGACCAAAAAGCCCUGUUAAAAAGGUUGAAACAAGCCCUGAACCUCUUGAUCAUAAGUCCAACAACAACGAUAAAAUGGUGAAACGAUUAAAUGAAAUGGUAAAAUAAAAUGUUUAACCUUACGAAUAUUUCUUAAUUGAAUGUUUUUUAACUGUAGAUUUAUUUUACAGUCUAGAGAAGAACGAAAAAUGGUUGCAAUUAUGAAAGCUUUUGAAAGAAUGGAAAAAAAAGAAGCUCGAAAACAAGAAUCACGGUUACAUAAAGAAACAGAUAACUUCAAUAAUUCUUCACCUCUUAAUCUAAAUAGAAACAGAGUUAGAAAAGGUGUUGUAAAGUGAGUAAUCUCUUUUUUUAUUAUUAUUUAAAAUCGAGAAAAUAAAAGUUAGGUAAAUAAUUCUUGAUAAAUAUUUAUUUUUCUCAGAAGAAAACAACGACCUUCUAAUAAAACUGGUCGCUCCAAGUCAACAAGAACAAAUAGGCCACAGCGUAGAGCAGCAGCUAUUUCUUCUCGUUCCUAUAAUAGUUCAUCAGAUGAAGAUGACAAUAACAAUGAUGACGAUGAUGAUAACGAUGACCGUAAAGGACGUUUGUUAUCUAGGAAACGAGCUCAAAAUCGUUGUAAAUUUUCAGUACGCUUCCAACAUAGACCAUCAACUCAAUCAUCUGUUUCUCGUUCAAUGUUACGGCGAUCACCUCACUCAAAUCUACUCAACACUCCUGCCAAUAAGAUAGAUAGUGAAGAUGCAAGUGGUUCUGAAGGAACUCUUCCAACUCCAUUAUCUAAUACUUGUAUGUUAGUAGCAGCUGCUGUUGGACCACUUGCUCCGGGAUUCAAAUUUCCUAAUACAAAAAAAGUAAUGUUUUUAAAUAAAUUAUUUUAUUUAAAUUUUUAUUUAAUAUAACAUGUAUUUAAAUUAGGAUUUCGUUAACUCUUGGGUGAAAUCUGAAGGCAACUCUCCAACGGGAAGUGAAGACUAUAAACUAGGUGAAGUUGGUUGUGCAAAAAAACGAUGGUUACAACAAGCUAUUAGUGAACAAGGUAAAUAUUUAAUGUGUUCUAAAGCAGCCUAAUCUGAAUCUAUUAAAAAAAAUCAUGGUGUUAAUUUAAAAGUAUAAUUUUCUUUUUAGAUUCAGGUGGAAUUAAUAAUGGAGAUCAAAAAGUUGGUCCAUUAAAAAAACGGCGAAUGGCCCGAGAAUCCAUGUCUGAAUGUCCAUCACCAACAGUUUCUGGUUCAGGACAUUUAAGUUUUGUGGAAGAUGAUAUUAUUGAAGAUGAAGAAGUUGAGCAAGCAUCACGAAAUAUUGCUUCUAUUGAUUCUAAAUUAGCCAUAUUUAAGGUAUUUAUUAAAUCAUUAUUUACAGUUCAUAAUAAAAAUUGAACAAUUACUAAUUCAAUAAUUUGUUUUGUUGCAGAAUAAGAAUGUGUCGUUAAUGGACAUACAAAAGUCAUCUAAUACUGUAGCUUUAGUUGAAUCGUUCUUGGGAGAAUUUAAACCUGAUGAAGAAAGCUCCUCAGAACCCUCUCUAGACAAUAAAUCAAAUAUUAAAAUGAUUUCUGAAAACCAAAAUUAUGAUUCUCAGAUAUCUAAAGAAGAAAUUUUAAAUACUUUAUCAAAAAAGACUCAAAAACUUAAAAUCGAAGUUUCAAAUAAAAUGAAAAGUUAUCAAUUAGAUACUGCUGAUAUUAAUUUAGCAGUACAUAAAUAUGAUGAUGCUCCAAAAGAAACUAUCGAAAAAUGUUUUGUUCAUAAGAAGCAAUCCCCUCCGCCCCCAUCACCACAAUUACAACCUUCACCGCAAUCACCACCACCACCACCACCAGUUAAGCGCAAGGUAAGACAGUUUUAUAAUAAAUUUUUGAAUAUUUAAUAUUAUACUAUACAUAGUUUAAUUAUUAAAUUAAAAUUGUAUUUCAGUUGUCAAUAUCAGAAUAUAGACGGCGUAAAGAAUCACAAGCUACUGUCACUAAAGAAAAAGAAACUGAAUCAGGAGCCAGUGAUGCGACUAGACCAUCGCCUUCGGUAUCUCCCAAUACAAGCCUUGCAGCUUAUGAAGAGAUAACCCAACAAGUUAUAGCUAAAUCACUUGAAUUGGAGUCAAAAUUGGCACUCAAGUCUGGUCCAUCUAUAUUUGAAUCAAGUGUUUCUAAAGAAGAACCCAAAUGGGAAAAUCUAAAUGAUAGGUUAAGGAGACAAUUUGGUGUCAACAUCACUGAAGAUUUACCAAAAAGACAUCCCAGAUUGUCCCCACCUGAUUUCACACCCAUUGAACAUUCACGAUGUAAGAAUUUUGAAAAUAACUAUACUUUACAGUUAUAAAAAUUUGAUAAAUACUAAAACAAUAUGGGUGUGGAUAUGGUUAAUCAGUUUAAUGAACAAAUAGGUAUAAAAACAAAUUAAUUAUUUAUUUUAAUUCUCUGACAAAUGCGUCUAACAUACAUUUAUUAUUUGUUUUUUACAUGUAUAGAAUGAUUUAUUUUUUUUAUCAUAAUCCUUAAUUUUUAUUAGAACUGAAGAUUUUGAACCCAAUUGAUUCUGGUUCAUUAUAAAUUUUUAUUUUCGAAUAAUAAACCCUUCCUUUAAAAAUUGUAGCAGUUCAAAAUUUAGACUUGAGGGAUAGGGAAUAGAAUGCUUAUUAUCUAUAAUGGGUAUAAAAUUGUUAUAACUCAUAAAUGGUGUAUCUAAAAUUUGCUUGUUAAUAAGUGUUAAAAAAUAUUCUCUGUUGGAAUGAUGGACGAUUCCAUGAUUGGAAAAAGGAAAUACUGCACUUGUAAUCUCUGGAUCAUGAUAAAAUAAAAAUACCUUGCAUACUAAUUAUAAUUCAAAUUUUAUUAAAGAAACUAUAGAUAGAUAAUCUUUAAUUAAAUAAUUAAACAAUUAUAACGCAUAAUUUAUAAGUAUUCAAUUUUUAUUUCAGAUCCAUAUUAUCAUCGUUCAGAAGAACAACUCUAUUCAUGCGCAAAAGAGGAUAUAUUGUUACCAUCAACCGUUAUUCACGAAAAUGGUCCCCCAAAGCUUUUUACUCCUUCAUCACAAGCAUAUUUUUCAUCUAUGUUUUUUAGACAGCCACCUCCCCCACCACCACCUCCUCCAGUAUGAUUAAAUAUUUGAUUUCAAUACACAUCAAGCCAUUAAACACUACACUUAAGUUAACUGAUUAAAAUUUGUAUGAAUCAAUUAUGUUUUAAAUUAAUUAAAACUCAACCAAAUGUAAAUAUUAUACAUAUAUGUAUAUAUCUUUUCUUUUUUUUUUUUUUUGUAAAAUAUAAAAAUGUAUAAUAAAAAACACCAAAAUAGUGUUUUUGUGUAAAUAGGUUUAUUUUUUCCUUCCAUUAUCUUUUUGUUAAAAUUGCAUUGCUUUCAAUUGAAAUGAAACGAUACAAUUAAGCUAAUUACUUUUAUAAUAAUUAUUUAUAAUUUUAUAUAAAAUAUAUAUAUAAAUUUUGUUACAUAUUAAUAUUUAAUAAUGAUCAGAUUGCUUUAAAAAAUGUAAUAUAUUUUAGUUAUAUUAGAAUGCUGUUUAUACAUUUUGAAUAAUAUAUAUUAUAUUCAUAAGUCUAUAAAGAAAUAUUUCUUUUUUAUGUUUGUACAUUUAGUAAUUUAACAAAUUAAAUAUUAUUUCAAAAAAAUUAUAAUUAUGUAAAAAUACAGAUAUUUUUCAAUUAAAGUACAUAAGUAAAUUUUUUUAAAUAUAAUAGGUAUGUAUUAUUACUGUAAAAUAAAUUGUUUAGAAUUUAAAGUUUAAUAUUUUUGUGCGAAU
This is a messenger RNA of Cinara cedri, 14765 nucleotides long. The record is from the annotation of a GenBank genome assembly. NCBI's taxonomy places the organism in Eukaryota, Metazoa, Arthropoda, Insecta, Hemiptera, Aphididae.